GCUUUUAGAUGGCCGACGAAAACUACCUCCGGAGUAGAAGGACAAAACUCACAUAAAACGGCAUAUUUUUCGAGUGGUUUUAUAGAUUAUUUUCUUUCUAUAUAGUAUAUCGUAUACUUAAAUCAGAUUUUAAUAGACAAAAUUUAUCGUUAAUAUUGAGUACGUUCACUGUCUCUAUGUAAGGUCCCCGGUAUUGUUUUUGUCGGCCCACUAAAUGCGUUCCACAUGGUAAAUAACAUUUUUGUUUCACUCAAAUGUUAGGAGUAACCACAUGAUUUUUACUUUUAAAAUUCCUAGCCGCCAUCAUGUUGAAAUCCAAAACCUUCGUUAAAAAGACUCGCUCAGGUGGGGUCAUGAAAAUUGUACGUGAGCAUUACCUGAGAGAUGAUAUUUGGUGUGGAAGCGAAGUUUGCAACGAAUGUCAGCAGGAGUCCAGCGUGCUGCAGAGAGAUGCGUGUAUUGAGAGCAACUUGUGUUCUUUUCCACAUUAUCUGAUCCCUGACACGAAUGUGGUGUUGCAUCAGAUUGACGUGCUGGAGGAUCCUGUGAUUCGGAACGUCGUCAUCCUUCAGACUGUUCUGCAGGAAGUCCGGCACCGUAGUGCUCCGGUUUAUAAACGCCUGAAGGACCUAAUACAUGAAAAAGAAAGAUACUUCUACACCUUUACCAAUGAACACCACAGAGAAACAUUCAUCGAACGCGAGCCAGGCGAGAGCGCCAAUGACCGGAAUGACCGAGCAAUCCGCGUGGCGACCAAAUGGUACAGCCAGCACUUGAAUAAGUGUGACGCCGAUGGCCUUAAGGUGGUUCUUCUGACUAACGACCUCGGGAACAAGCAGAAGGCGGAAGAGACUGGUCUGCUGGCGUAUAAAUUUGAGGAGUACGUCAGGGGUCUGAUCGCAAAUCCUGAGCUCGUGGAUCGCCUGGCGUUGUCAAACGACGACAAGAAUGACAUCACCAGCAGUAAAGUCCUAUUCCCAGAGCACCUCCCGCUAUCCAGGAUCCAGGCAGGCAUCAAAAGCGGCUCUUUCCUCCAAGGGACCUUUAAGGCAAGCAGGGACAACUACCUGGAGGCCACGGUCUUCAUCCAAAAAGACGAGGAAGACGGCACAGAGGUCCUCAUCCAGGGCCUUCAGAACCUCAACAGAGCCGUGCACCAAGACGUGGUGGCGGUGCAGCUGUUGCCUCGCAGCCAGUGGGUGGCGCCGUCCGCCGUCGUGCUGCAGGACGUGGGCUCGGCCAAGGACGACACCACGGAGGAAGAGGAGGACGAUGCUCUGAAAGGUUCAGCGGGGGACGUGGACAGGAAGCCCACCGGCAAAAUAGUGGGCAUCAUCAAGAGGGGCUGGAGGCCCUUUUGUGGCAUGCUUAAUGUCUCCCAAAUCAAAGAGUCCACACGCCACCUCUUCACGCCGGCGGACCGCCGCAUUCCACGCAUUCGCAUCGAAACUCGCCAAGCGUCCACGUUGGCAGGCCAGAGGAUCAUGGUGGCCAUCGACGGCUGGCCCAAGGACUCCAGAUAUCCAAACGGUCACUUUGUUCGUAGUUUGGGCACGGCGGGGGAGAAGGACACGGAAGAGGAAGUCCUCCUGCUGGAGCACGAUGUUCCUCAUCAGACGUUCUCUCAGGCAGUGCUCAGUUUUCUUCCCAAAAUGCCGUGGUGCAUCAAACCCGAGGACAUGGUGGGGAGGGAGGACCUCAGGCAUCUGACGGUCUGCAGCGUGGAUCCUCCAGGAUGCACGGACAUCGACGACGCUCUGCACUGUCGACAGCUGAACAACGGAAACUUUGAGGUGGGCGUCCACAUCGCUGAUGUCAGUCACUUCAUCAGACCCGGAAACGCUCUGGACAAAGAAGCCGCCAACCGAGGCACAACCGUUUACCUCUGCGGCAAGAGGAUCGAUAUGGUUCCCGAACUGCUCAGCUCCAAUCUUUGUUCCCUACGCUCCAACGUGGAGAGGCUGGCUUUCUCGUGCAUCUGGGAGAUGAACCAAGAGGCGGAAGUCCUAAAAACACGCUUCACAAAAAGCGUCAUCAACUCCAAGGCAUCGCUAACCUACGCGGAGGCGCAGAUGAGGAUCGAUGACACCAGCAAGAAGGACGACAUCACCAGGAGCCUGCGUGGCCUCAACAAACUCGCCAAAAUCCUCAAACGAGGAAGGAUCGAGAAAGGGGCGCUGACGCUGUCCUCCCUGGAGGUCCGCUUCCACAUGGACAGUGAAACCCACGACCCCAUUGAGCUCCAGACCAAAGAGCUUAUGGAGACCAACUCCAUGGUGGAGGAGUUCAUGUUGCUGGCCAACAUUUCCGUGGCUCAGAAGAUCUACGAUGAGUUCUCAGACUGCGCCUUGCUGAGGAAACAUCCGGCACCUCCACCAUCCAACUACGACAUCCUCCUGAAGGCCGCCAAGUCCAAGGCCGUGCAGAUCCAUACCGACUCCGCCAAGGCGCUGGCUGACUCCCUGGAAUCCGCCAAAGUGGAAAACUUCCCGUACUUCAACACACUCCUUCGCAUCUUGGCCACCCGCUGCAUGAUGCAGGCCGUCUAUUUCUGCUCGGGCAUGGACCGGGACUUCCACCAUUACGGCCUGGCUUCACCAAUCUACACGCACUUCACGUCGCCCAUUCGGAGGUAUGCUGAUAUUAUUGUACACCGCCUCCUGGCUGUGGCCAUCGGAGCGGACAGCACCUACCCGGAUUUGACGGACAAACAUAAACAGUCGGCCUUGUGCAACAACCUCAACUACAGGCACAAAAUGUCCCAGUAUGCUCAGCGGGCGUCUGUGGCCUUCCAUACACAGCUGUUCUUCAAGACCAGAGGCAUUCUGAGCGAGGAAGGGUUUGUCCUCUUCGUGAGGAAGAACGCCAUCAUCGUCCUCAUCCCCAAGUUCGGCCUGGAGGGAACAGUCUUCUUCGACGGCAAAGACAAGAGCGGCAUACGCCUUGUUUUUGAUGAGGAGGCUCCGUCUCUGACUGUAGAGCAGCACACCUUCCGUAUCUUUGACCGGGUGAAGGUCACCAUCAGCUUAGACGACUCCAACAUUCAACACCAGAAGAUCCGCAUGGCUCUCACGGAGCCGGUGAUUCCAGGCGUGAGCGUUUCAGCCCAAGAUGCCGGACCACAAGCCAAGAAGCCCAAACUGGAUCGCUGAUCAAGAACUCUUAAUCUUAGAUUAAUCUUUGGAACAUUUAAUAAACCUGAAGUGAUAUCAAUACAUCCAUAUUUGAUAGUAAAAUAAACAGUGUGCUGGUCAUUUUAUUGUAAAGGUUCCCUAUGUUCCAUGUAAAAAAAAAUGACCUACUUACUCACGGUGCAACAAAAUAACACAUCCACAGCAAGUUAGCGUUUAACAUUAAUCAACUAUAGCUGCUUCGUGGGUAAUAAAGAGGUAAGCGCUAAAUAAAACUUGUACCUUGUAAAUUACGAGUGCCCACAAAGUAUGCUGGGUAGUCCUGUGGCGAAUAAUCAAACGGAAAUCAGGAGUUUGUGGAAGUCUCUCGUUUACUUCCUCGAUCAACAUGUUUGGCAAUCAAAUAGAAAUGUGAGUGCGCCACAAGCUACCCAGCAUGCUUUGCGGUAAUGUACGGGUGUCGUGCACACAUUUGUAUGAUGCAGUAGAUAGGUUACAUUGUGUGUCAAGUUGCUUUUUUUUUUUUUACUAUUUCCUGUGCGGUGGACAGAAUUACGAGUUUUUAAGGUAACGUAUCACAUUAAUCAACUAUAGUGCCCACAAAGUAUGCUGGGUAGUCCUGUGGCGCAUGAUCAAACGGACAUCAGGAGUAUGUGGAAGUCUCGUUUACUUCCUCGAUCAACAUGUUCGGCAAUCAAGCAAAAAAAUGAGAGUGCUCCACAAGUUACCAAGCAUGCUUUGCGGCAAGAAUGUAUGGGUGUCGUGCACAUUUCUUUUUCUUUGAUGCAUUAGGUAGGUUAUAUUGUGUGUCAAGUUGCUUUUUUUGACUAUUUCCUGUGCGUUUGAAGCAUUUAGAAACGCCCGGUGGACAGAAUUAAGACGUUCUGUGGGCCGCAUGUGUGCCCGCAAGCUGCUAUUGUAUUUUGACUUUUAAUUCAUCACUUUUUAUGACAAGUAAAAUGACUGCUAUAGCCUUGUGGAUCCUUGAUAUUGUUUUCUACAUACGUUACAGUAUGUUGAAUCGACACAAUACGGAGUAUAUUCAAGUAUCAGGAAACAAAAAAUAAUAACAUGAACUAUAUUACUGAAGUGAAAAAAAAACAUGUUAUUAAUCAGGUAAAAAGCAAUAGUGUCCAUUUAAAUAAUCCAGCAACGGUCAUCAGUGGUAUUCUUAUUUCGAGUGAGGGAAA
This is a messenger RNA of Doryrhamphus excisus (bluestripe pipefish), 4321 nucleotides long. It is a transcript of the gene dis3, whose product is annotated as DIS3 exosome endoribonuclease and 3'-5' exoribonuclease. Gene Ontology annotation, cellular component: cytoplasmic exosome (RNase complex); nuclear exosome (RNase complex). Lineage: Eukaryota; Metazoa; Chordata; Actinopteri; Syngnathiformes; Syngnathidae. Gene Ontology annotation, biological process: nuclear mRNA surveillance of mRNA 3'-end processing; rRNA catabolic process. The record is from RefSeq and is a predicted model, not a curated record. Gene Ontology annotation, molecular function: RNA binding; endonuclease activity; 3'-5'-RNA exonuclease activity.